CAUUCACAUCUUCCAAGCCUGUGACAACAUAAAGACCACAAAAAAUAAACUCAAAAUUCAGCAUGGCUCCCCUGUUCACUGUAUCAUAUACCUUGACAACAAAGUUUUUGUGUCCCUGCUGAAUGGUGACCUCAUCGUCUACAAGCGAGACCAGGAGGGGUUGUGGGAUACAGAAUGCCCAUACACUCGUACAAUUGGGUCGCCCACGUCUCCCAUCACAAAAAUGCUGGCCGUAGCUGGGAAACUUUGGUGUGGCUGCCAGAACCAGAUUUACGUCGUUAAUCCACUUGCUUUCAACAUAGAGACCUCAUUUCAAGUGACUCCAGACACUAACCGUGCCGUUCAGUGCCUAGUUUGCUCAGGUCAAGGAGUGUGGGUGGCCUCGCAGCAGAGCUCCAAGGUGAUGCUCUUCCAUGCUGUCACCUACGAGUUUCUGCUGGAGGUCUCCAUAGCUCAGGCUGUGUCACAAAAGCUGCAGUCUGCAGACGAUAUUAUUCGACAACACAAGGCGGCUUGUCUGCGCAUCACCGCACUCCUGGUGUGCAAGGAUCUACUGUGGGUGGGAACCAGUGCAGGGGUCAUUCUUACCAUUCCCAUACCUCGCAUUACCUCCACAUCCACGCGUGGGUGCUUGGCCACUCCAGCCGUCACAGGUCUGCCUUACGGACAUACAGGUCAUGUCCGGUUCCUCACAAGUGUGGAAAUUAGUGGCACAGCAGGGACAAAAGUGGAUGCUCCCCGAGAAACUGCAGGAGAACGGGCCGGCGGCUACUCUGUUCAUGACAUUCAUCGCAGGUCAUCCAUGGCGGCUACAACUGCAACAAUGGCUAGCCGCAUGUUGGUGAUUAGUGGCGGGGACGGGUAUGAAGAUUUCCGCAGCAACGCGGCGAAUGAGGGUGCUGGACGAGAUGAUAGCACCAACCACCUUCUACUUUGGCAAGUGUGA
Messenger RNA from Candidula unifasciata, 946 nucleotides. Lineage: Eukaryota; Metazoa; Mollusca; Gastropoda; Stylommatophora; Geomitridae. The record is from the annotation of a GenBank genome assembly.